GUCAGUCCUACGAAAUCCGUAUGCUUAACAGAAAACUAGUGGAGUAUACAGAUAUAAGCAGCAAAUGUGUUAAGGUCCCUCAACCCUCCCUUCCACUUCAGGGGUGGGGUGUCAACCCUGGAGAGCUUGGUACUAUCACCCAAACUUACCUUUCCUCUUUCCUAGAUUUCACAAAAAAACCCUUAUAAACACACAACUCAUCUCAAUUUCACAUUUUUACCAUACACACACUCUGUAUGAUUCCUCUGGACAUACCAGUCUGCUUUUUCCUGCAUUUCGGGGAUUUUUUUCAUAAAGCCAUGGACAUUUUUCUUUGUAUAUUAUUUCUGGAAAUGUUUCUUUAAUGGAAAUAAAAGUGGUAUUUUCUUGAUGCCAUGGCUUUCUGAAUAAAAUCCAUUAGCAGCCCAAACUUUUUUGUCAUGCCGCUUUCAUUUUCAUACACAGGUUUCUGUAACACACACAACUGACUAAAUUUCAGAAAGUGACUCCAUUUAUUGCAAAGACGUUUGUCUGCACACUCACUUAAAAGUAAGAGGAGGUCGUUUUUUUUUCAUUUCUGUGUGAGUGCAUCCACUUGACAUGUCUCUGUCGUCAGGCCGCCAUUGCUUGGGACUGUAAUUUUAACAGUAGCAUCCUAGAGACACAAGAAUGGGACAGGUGGCAUCUAUGCAAACAAAUGACAUGCUAGGUCCAGGGCUUUUUGACUUCUGGUGCUCAGUCAUGCCUGAGUCUCCCUCCAUAAAUAUCCCAAUGUUACAUGUUUUUACAGGUUGUCAAUUUUAAUCUGUUACGUAAAAUUUAUUUCAUGUCCUGGCAGGAUUUAUAAAGCUUGGUGUUAAAGCGGUACUCCAGUGUUUAAGUAGUGCAUUUUCAUAUUUUCAGGAAACUUACAACAGAAUGGGUCACAAAUAAGGGAUGCUACAUUUUCCAUAUUGCAACUGGAUAGUGUCCUGACCUCCACUGCCUCCUUAAUGCCCUCCAACCCACAGUUGGAGGGCAUUAAGGAGGGCACCCCAGUUUGUUAUGCAGGCUUUCUGUUGAAAACUGUGGCUCUCCUGAUGACAUCAUCAGGGUUACUUUCAUUACAUCAUAAGGCAACCCGGUCUCACUCCAAAGUUGAUGAAACCCGGUGCUUGGUCAAUGACUUCUGGCAUCAGACACAGACAGUAAAAAACGCCCUUACACAUUGACAUGAUACACAGCCCUCAUUGUUUAAUGGCACCUGACAGCAUCAGGGGUAAACGUGGUGAGACAACAACGAAAGUCAAAGGGGUGAAAACUCCCACUAGGGUGGGUGGAAGGGUGGUGAAUGGAUCCAACAGCUACCGACCUUCACACAGGAGGCCAGUGUUUGCUUUCCGUUUGAAUAUAAAGUCAAACCCAUUUUUCUUUUCUUAAAUCCAAAAACAUGAUUUUGUUACCUAAACCCUACCACGUGUUGUUUGCUUAAUGUAACCAUGUGCGAUUGUUGGAAAACAUGUUGAUUCGCGGUGUUGUACAGACGUACUGUGUUUAUUUUUAAAGAGACUGUAUGCAAACUGUACAUUUCCUGUAAAAACUAAAGUGUGUGGUGAAAACAGACAAUGCAUGCAACAGGCUGAAGUUGGCACAGUGUCCCAGAGGGUCAACAACCAAUGCACCCAGGGUACCUUGCACGUCAAAUCUCAAUGUGAAAAUGUGACAAAUGUCGAUAUGUGAUGAGAUCGGCGGGAGAAUGUGUUGCAUAGGAGGGUCUUUUUAAUUUAAAGGAAUACUUUACCUCCCACAUUUACAAUUGUAAAUCAAUUAUGUGUUACUUUGGAUUUGUGAAGAAAUGUUUGUUUUUCUCACAUGCCUCCAUGUUGAACGAAGAAUCCAAAAACUUAGAAAAUUCUUAAUUAAUGGAAAAACAUGUGUAUACAAACUGUUUUACACAACUCGUGCAGCGUAAUCCAAUACUCAUUUAUUACAUCAAAAAUGUUAACUAUGUAUAACACUAUAGUGUUACAAAUAAUAUGGUUGUGGGAGGUACUGAGCAUACGACAGAAUAAAUGAGAUUUGGAUUAUACUCCACGAGUUGUGUGAGAGUUUGGAAACAUGUUUUUUUUUAAGAUUUUUUUUUGGAGGUGUUUUGCCUUUAAUGGACAGGAUAGUGUGUGAAAUUGGGGAGAGAGAAAGAGUGGGGGGAAGACAUGCAGCAAAGGGUUGCAAGCCGGAGUCAAACUCGCAGCCGCUACAGUGAAGCAUCACCUCUAUACAUGGGGCGCCGGCACUAUCCUCUACGCUACCAAUGCCCCGGAAACAUGUUUUAAUGUAGUUUUACUUUCGUUAAUCACAGUCGCUUUUUGACUUCAAUUUAUCAAGAAUGUAUGCUGUUUUAGGAUUCUUUGUUCACCAUAGAGGCAAUCAAAGUUUUCUUCCCAAAUUCAAGGUGACAUGAGGUGAGUUGUUGAUAUACAGUGACGAGUGCCCCUUAAUAUGAAAUCCCAAUCUGUGAGCAAGGACUAUAUUAUUAUUAUUUUUUUUUAUUUAUGUAUUUUUUGUGAUAAGAUAAAUUCAUAGCCAACACAAAGUGGGUCAAUAAGCUUGUAACAACAGCUACUUGCUCUGCAAUACAUGCAGCUGACAGAAUGAAGAUGUGGACUGUCUUUGUUCAGGGUUCCCACAUGACUUGAAAAGUAUCUGAAGUUUGUGAAGUUGGAGGAACAGUUCUUCUCCCUGACAAAUCAUAGGGUGUCAGUGACAUCUGAUUCUGACCAUGUCCCACCCCCAAAUUUUGUCUACUUACAUCACCAAAUAAGAUGCCAAAAAACAAACAAACAAAUGAACAAACAAACAAAAAAAGUACCGUAAAAUGGUAUCAAUAUUUCCUGUUUAAACAGGUCAGUCAAUGGGCUUAAUGUGGAGUUAAAGAAUGUUUGGUUUGAUUAAGGUGGAAAAAGGUUGUUGAAAAAGUUGUUAUGAUUUUCACAACUGUUGUUUUCAGUUACGUUCAGUCAUGCGUCCAUUGAAGAGGCACUGUUUUCCAGGAACUAGCACCUUUUCCAGAUAGCUUAUGUGUCCAUUUCAUAGGACCCUUAAAUUUGUUGUCCAAGUGAGUGUGGGAGCCCUGAUGUUUGGGUGGAAAGUCACUGCUGGUGCUACAUGUCACAGGUAUCACAUGUAGCUCAUGGGCUGUGGGUCAGUUUACUCCCAAAUAUACGUGUUGCUCUUUUUAAGUUUGAUGUCUAGUGUAUGAUGGGUAGAAAUUGAAUUGAAAUGUUCACAUCUUUAUCCUUGCCUAUUGAAACUGCCUCAGUAUGUGAUAAUGAAUAAAUGAGGGGAGCCUUUUUGCACUUUGCCCAGCAGUCUAGCUGUUGGGCUGUGUGCAAGCUGCCCUGCUCAAGUUGUUAGAUAUACUCUGGCCUAAAUGCCUGAUCCUGCCUGUUCACAGAGCAUUGUGCGAGUGGUGUUUCAUGACCGUCGGCUGCAGUAUAUGGAGCACCAGCAGAUGGAGGGAUGGAGGUGGAACAGACCUGGAGACCGAAUACUGGAUAUAGAUAUCCCGCUGUCAGUGGGGAUACUGGAGCCCCGUUCCCACCAUUUGCAUCUCAACACUAUUGAGUUUCUUUGGGAUCCUGUCAAGAAUGCUUCUGUUUUCAUCCAGGUCAACUGCAUCAGCACUGAGUUCACCCCCAGAAAGCACGGUGGGGAGAAAGGAGUUCCCUUUCGUAUUCAGAUAGACACUUUCACCACCAAUGAACACGGGGAGUACAUGGAGCAUGUACAUUCUUCCAGCUGCCAGGUCAAAGUCUUCAAGCCUAAAGGAGCUGAUCGCAAACUGAAGACAGACAGGGAAAAGAUUGAUAAAAAGGCCCUGCAAGACAGAGAGAAGUAUCAAGUGUCCCAUGAGAAUACCCUGCUGAAAGAGUGUUCCCCUUGGCCUGAUGCCCUGAAUCUCACCAACCACAGCAGCAGCAGCAGUAGCAGCAUUCCAUCACCAGUUUACCACAGCCCACCAACUUCCUGUAGUUUCACAGAUGGCAACUGUUCUCCAAACCAGCAAGGGGAGCUGCUCAUACCCGGCUGCUCUGAUCACCUUCUGCCAUCGUCCACACCACAGGACACUCAGCAGUGGCUGCACCGACACAGGUUCUCACCUUUCUCAAGGCUCUUCUGCAGCUUCUCAGGUGCUGAUCUGUUGAGGAUGAGCAGGGAGGAUCUGAUCCAGAUCUGCGGUCCAGCAGAUGGUAUUCGACUUUUUAACACAAUGAAAGGAAGGUGUGUACAGCCGCGUCUUACCAUCUAUGUGUGUCAGCAGCAGGCCAGACAUCAACCUCUCAUCAAGCCAGGGGGUGGAGACAUUUACCAUGCUCUGUACCUGGAGGAGCUGACACUGUUGGACCUCUCUGAGAAGAUCGCUCUGCUCUACAGCAUCAGUCCACAGCAAAUUACACACAUCUACAGACAAAAACCCACAGGGAUCCACAUCUUAGUCUCUGAUGAGAUGGUGCAGAACUUUGGGGAGGAAACAAGUUUCAUCCUCAGCACUAUAAGAGACGAAAACACAGAUGGCUACCACGUUGUGUUGAAAUGAUCAGCCGGUACUCAGGAGGUUCAGUGUUUCCUCUGAGAAUCAGUGGCAUAGUACACCUUGUAUAUAAGUCCUCCUAGAUUACAAUAUGUGACCAAGAUUUACAGUACAGUAAAAGGCUGUUAAACUUUCAGUUUACUGUUGAGUUUGUGGUCCUGUUUAGUUUUCUUUAAUUUUCCUGUUUUAUUUGUAUUGUUGCGAAGUUACUGAUUCAUACUUGAUAUACCUUGUAAUUACAGGUUAACACUGCUUUAUUACUCCUGCAUAUGUGUGUGUACAUCUUUGGCUUAAACACCUGUUAAUGCAAGUAAAUGACUUAUAAUCAUAAAGCAGAAUAAUGCCAUUCAUCAUCAUGCUGUCAAAUAGAAAACACAAAUGAACAAAACUGUUGUUUUAAUGUAAUGCAAUGCCCCUACUUGUUCCAAACAUGAAGUGCUGUCAUGUAGUCUGUUGAAUAUGCUAUACAAUCCAUAUUCUUGACGAGUUUUAAUUUGAAAUUUGGUAAAAGUGAGGUGUGUGUGCACAUAGGCUACUGUAUGUUUAAACAGAGACUCUGUGUUGCAGUUUGGAGGAUGAUUUUGACCGCCAUGGCUCUAUGACAAGUGUAGUUCACUCAAAAUAAAGUAUU
This is a messenger RNA of Epinephelus fuscoguttatus (brown-marbled grouper), 5180 nucleotides long. RefSeq names its product transcription factor CP2-like 1 (gene tfcp2l1). Bases 3389 to 4555 code for a protein of 388 amino acids. The transcript has 13 exons. Gene Ontology annotation, cellular component: nucleus. The record is from RefSeq and is a predicted model, not a curated record. Gene Ontology annotation, biological process: regulation of transcription by RNA polymerase II. Gene Ontology annotation, molecular function: RNA polymerase II cis-regulatory region sequence-specific DNA binding; DNA-binding transcription activator activity, RNA polymerase II-specific. NCBI's taxonomy places the organism in Eukaryota, Metazoa, Chordata, Actinopteri, Perciformes, Serranidae.